Cyclocybe aegerita is the source of this 1845-nucleotide messenger RNA. The record is from the annotation of a GenBank genome assembly. Lineage: Eukaryota; Fungi; Basidiomycota; Agaricomycetes; Agaricales; Hemipholiotaceae.
AUGGACGUUCUUCGAGCACAGGAAGCAGUUCUCCUCGACGAAAACCUGAUAAUCAGUAUAUCCAAGGUAUAUCCGCCACCGAGAAGGUGCUUGGAGUGUUACAAGAACCAAUUCCACGCGGUGGCUCUGGGAGCCAUCGUAUCGAAUGUUGCGGACCUUCCUGGGCUGACAUACGACUUCGUCGUCGUUGGAGGAGGGACUGCUGGGAAUGUCAUUGCUAACAGGCUGACGGAAAACCCUAAUGUCUCUGUUCUCGUUCUUGAGGCCGGUGGAUCUCACGAAGGCAUCGCCAAUAUGACGAUCCCCUUCUGGUGCCCCACCUUGACACCCUUCACCCAAUACGAUUGGAACUACACAACCGUUCCCCAACCCGGUCUCGGUGGUCGCUCGAUUCCCUACAUGAGAGGACGCGUUCUUGGUGGUAGCAGCUCCGUCAAUUACCUAGUCUACACUCGCGGUACUUCAGAAGACUACGAUCGCUACGCGAAACUAUCAGGUGACCCUGGUUGGGGCUGGAACGCUCUUCAGCACUACUUCAAAAAGAACGAGAAGUGGAGCCCCCCCGUUGACGGCCACGACACCACCGGCGAGUUCGACCCCUCCGUGCACGGCUACAAUGGUCUCCUUGGCGUCAGCGUCCCAGGGCACCUCGAACCCAUCGACGCACGCAUCGUCCAAACCACCCAAGAAUUACCCGAAUUUCCCUUCAUCCAGGACUACAACUCCGGGAAGCAUCUCGGCAUCGGUCUUUUGCAAAAUACCAUCGCUGACGGCGAACGCACAAGCUCGGCUACUGCCUACCUCGCCCCGCCGUUCCGCCAGCGCCAGAACCUCAAAGUUCUGAUCAACGCCCAAACCACCAAGAUCAAGUCCGUGAACUACGGCUUCGGUCCCGUCUUCAAGACCGUCGAAUUCGUCUCCGGAGGCGCGACCGUCCGCGUCACCGCGCGGAAGGAGAUCGUCCUCUCCGCAGGCAGCGUCGGGACGCCGCACAUCCUGCUCAACUCGGGCGUUGGCGACAAGAAUGACCUGAAGAAAUUCGGCAUCAAGUCGGUGCUGCACCUUCCGGACGUGGGCCGGAACCUGUCUGACCACGUCCUCACACCCGAGGGGUGGCUCGUGAACUCGGAGGACACAUUCGAUUCCUUCUUCAGGAAUGAGACGGCUGUGCAGGAGGCGACGGACCUGUGGACUUCGAGCCGCCAGGGCGUGCUGUCGGGUACGAUCUCGAAUCAUGUUGGAUGGGCGAGGCUGAAGUCGGAUGCGUCGAUCCUCCAAACUGUUACUGACCCCGCUGCCGGUCCGAACACUGGUCACUAUGAGCUUCUCGUUUCUAACGGUGUUCCCAUCCCUCCGUACCCGCCAACUGGAAACUUCCUCGGUGCGACAGUGGUUCUCCUCACCCCAACAUCACGCGGCUCCAUCACUCUCAACUCUAGCAAUCCCCUAGACGCACCCCUGAUCAACCCCAACCUCCUCGGGACCGAUUUCGACAAGUUCACCGUCCGCGAGGCCAUCCGCGCCGCUCGUCGCUUAGUCGGCGCGCCCGCCUGGACGGGGUAUGUUGCCGCGCAGCUGAACACGGCGACGACGGACGCGGAGCUUGACGCGUACGUCGCAGGUGCGGCGGGCACAAUCUUCCAUCCGGUCGGCACGGCAGCGAUGUCGCCCAAGGGCGCCAGCUAUGGUGUUGUGGACCCCGAUCUGAAGGUCAAAGGCGCGAGUGGGCUGAGGAUCGUGGAUGCGUCAGUUAUUCCUGUCGUACCAGCAGCACACACCGUCGCCCCGGUCUACGUGUUUGCUGAACGCGCUGCUGACUUGAUCAAGGCUUGCUGGGGCUUGUAG